Molecule: messenger RNA, 1394 nt
Organism: Chara braunii
Lineage: Eukaryota; Viridiplantae; Streptophyta; Charophyceae; Charales; Characeae
Source: the annotation of a GenBank genome assembly
ACCGACUCGCCUGGCGGGACGAGAGAGGCGGUUAUGGCCGAUGAACCGGCCGCGGUCAUGCCUACCUCUGGUGAGUCCGUGCAGCCUGCACCCCGUUCCAGACGCCCGCUGAGGCAGACGGUCAUGGAGGAUGCCGACAACAUCAUAACACGCAACGAGCAAACGAGUCGGUUCCUCGACCGAUUCCUGUUCUGCACGAACCAGCUGUUCAACAUCGUCGACAACCAAUACUUCCAUGAAUUCGUUGAUGCUGUGAAGAAGGCGCAUCCUUCGUGGAUGCCUUACAAGAGGGAUGAAGCGAGGACGAAGCGGUUGGAUGGUCAUUACGGAAGGACGAAGGUGGACGUGCAUGCCAUGGUGAAGAAGUGGCACGGCUCCGGGUGCAUGCUGCAGAUGGAUGGCUGGUCAGACAGGCGCAACCGGCCGUACAUUAAUGUGAUGGUGUCAUCCCCGAUCGGGACGAUCGGCGAGGAGGCGGUGGUGGGCGUUGUGAUGGACAACGCGAGAGUAUGCGUCAAGGCCGGCAAGAUGGUGGAGGCAGCCUACCCACGCAUAUUUCGCGUGGGGUGCACUGCAUAUGCCCUCGAUUUGGCACUCAAGAACAUGUACAAGGAACUGGAGUGGUUGUGCAAUGUUGUGGACACAGGUUUAAAAGAGGGCAAGUUCUUCCACAAAGCGGACAAGGCAAGGGCGCUGUUCCACGUGUAUAGUCCGAAGUCGAAGUUGAAGCGGCCGGGGGUGACCCGUUUCGCAACCAACCACGAGAUGCUUGAAUCCUUGAAGAAGGCCAAGAACCCGCUGAAGAAUUGCAUUGACGACGAUGUGCGGGUGGAGAAGAUGGUCAGAACGGACCAGUUCGCUGUGUUCCACGAGCGGCUCUGUGGUGGGAGGCUAACUGCGGGAAGUUGGACCUGCUCCAGCCACAAGCAGUCAAGUUGCUUGGCCAAGCAAGCUCCUCCGUCACGCAUGCGAGCGGACUUGGAGCUUGCACGAGCUUAUUUUCGGGCGCAGACGUACAAAGUUGCUGCCGAAGAGGCUGGGCAAGUUGGUGCACAGCAACUGGAACGCCCUGUCGCGGGCGGCCUUGGGGGAGACGGGGGGCAUGUGCACAUUCGGUGGGAGGACGACACGCCGGUGGAGGCAAAGAUCAGGGAAUGGUACAACACAUGGACAGCAAUGGCCAUUGAUCCCGCUGCUGUUGCCGCUGAUGCUGAUGUGGUGGCAGAAGAUGUGGAGGUGGGUGAAGAAGACGGUUCGGAGCCAUUGAUGCGCACGUGCCAGCGAAAUGAUGUCGCAGAUGACGAGGAAUGCGACGAGGAGGACAUGGCUCUCUUGGGUUCGUAGGAGAGGGAAUGGCACGAGUGCAUCAAACCCGGGCGUCGCAGAAAGCAAGA